AUGAAAAAUUACUAUCAAAAUUUAAUUAUUCAUUUCAGUAGUUUUGGAAUAUUAUUAGGAACUUUAGGAAUUCUUAACUAGAUUUUUCCUUCUUUUUUUAUUAGAGAUUUAAUAUAUUUACUUCCUUUAUAAAUAUUUGUGAUUCAGAAAUGUUUGAAGGUUGAUUUAUACUAAUUUACAAUCUAAAAUAAGUUAGAGUAGUUUUCAAUUGAUGAAUUAAAAUAUAUAUCAUGUAUGAUUUUUGAUGGAGAAUGUUUGGAUGAAUAAAAAAAUUAGUUAUUUUUAUAUUAAUUCAUUAAACAUAAUUCAAAUAAAAUGGAAAAAUUAUAAACCUUGAUGAAUUAAAAUUUAAAUAAAGAAUCUAUAUAAGUAAUUUAGCAAUUUAUAAUGCAAAAUAUUCUUAGACGUUUAGAAUCUCUUUCAGGAGAGGUUAAAAAUCCUUUUAAAUUAUUGUAAAUAUACAUCAAUUAUAUAUAAAUUCUUAUUGUCCUUAGUCUUUAUGUAGAAGCAUAAUAAAUAAUUGAAUAAUUAUUUAAGUAUAAAAAAAAUAAUCCAUCUAAAAUAGCAACAAAGGCUUUUAAAUUAGUCAUAAGAGCCGAAUUGAAUUGGAUAUAUAAAAUAUAUCUUGAAAUUUUAGAAGAUAAAAUCAUAGCUAAUAUGCAAAAUAAAAUGAUUCAAAAAUCUUCAUAAUUAAGAUUAAAUAAUUAAGCAAUAUCUCAGGCCAUUAAGUAACUUUCAAUGAUUAAUUCUAAUAAUAUAGAUGUACAAACAAUAUUUAAGGAUGUUGUAAAUUAAAAAAUAGAAUUUCUCAAUUUUAUAAAGAAACAAUAAAUAUCCGAGUAGAUUUUUAGUGAUAAAGUUCAUUAAAUUUUGAGUGAGUAAGAGAAAUUACUAAUAAGGUUGAAAUCAAAUUAUGAAUUACUUCCAAGUAUAAACUUGUUUUUAAUGUAUAGCAAUAUAAAAUUAAAGCAUACUUAUGACAUACUAAGUUUAAAUUUUAAACAACAUUCUAGAUGCUUAUUAGUUUAGUAAAACAAUUGCAUUAGAUGAAAAUAUUAUCCUUAAACAUCAUUAAUCAGAAAUGGUUAAUUUUUUAAGUUAAUCUUUUAGUUUUGUGAUAUUUGAAAUUCAUGACUUAUAAAAUAUUUAAAUUAAAUAUCAUUCUGCAAGUUAAAACGAAAACUUUAUUUUAAAAGAAGGUAAUCAAUUAAAUUCUUUAAUUCCUCAAUCUUUAUAGAAUUUCCAUUAGUAAUUAAUUGAAAGGUUCUUAUAAGAAGGAUAAAAUAAAUAUUUUUAAACAAUAGAUGAAACUUUUAUUAAAAUAAGGAAUGGCAUUUUUUAACCUAUUGAUAUAUGUAUGGAUUUAAAUCAUAAAAACACUUAAAAUAUUGAAAUAAUUUCAGUUUAUAGAUCACCUCAGUGUGAAAAAUAAUUAAUAUUAAUUGAUUCUAGUUUAAAAAUAUAAGAAUUAAGUCUUUAUCUAUAUUAAAAUGGCUUUAAACUAUAAGAAAAUCAAAUAGAAUAUAUAUUAGGCACUCAUAUAUCUAAAGUGAUUCCUAAUUUUAAAAAAUAUAUUGAUGAAAAAGUUUAUGAAAUUAAAAAUUGUCCAAUAAACUUUUUAAAUUUUUAAGAUGAAUAUGAUUCUAAAACAAAAUCUAAAACUCAUUAUAAUUUUGAUGAUAUGGAAUAUAUUUCUUUAUAUUCAUGCCAUUUGAAUAUUAUUCAUAGACAUUUUGAUGAUAAUUCAUAUUAUUAUAUACUAAAAAUUGAUAAUCUUAAAUUAGAUAGAGCAAACUCAUUUAGUUAAUUUAAAAUGACUUAAAAUUCAGAAUAUUUUUGUGAAAUGGAUGAAGAAAUAGUAAUAAAUAUACCCGAUUUAGAGGAAGAUAAUUUAAAAUAAAUAAUUUUAAAUACUGAAAGAUAGGAAGCUUAAAUGGAAUUAUUAUAAAAUAAUUAAGAAUGUUAUUAAAUUUAUGAUAAAAAAUUUACAGAAACUUCAAUAUUUAAAUCAAAACAAUUAAUUUAAAUUGAAUUGAAUGAAAACUCAAAUUUAUCAAGCAUAACUAAAAUUAAAAGAUCACCUUAUUAUAAAAAAUUUUCUCAAUAUUCCGCUAUUAUCAAUUCUCAAAUUAAAUCUAGUAAUUUGAUUGCUUUCAAUAUUUUUUAUUUAAUCUAUAUGAUUUUAAUUUUAACUUUUUCUAUCAAAGUUAUUGUAACUACAUAUUAAAUAAAUGAUUAUAUAUCUCAUCUGAAUUUAUUAUCAAUAAAAAAUGAAAUUUAUUAACCAAUAGAAUCUUUUUUAUUAACAAGAUAUACUAUUUUAACUUAUAAUACACUUUUAUAAACAAAAGCUAUUACAUAAAGUGAAUAUUAAUAUUUGAUCAAUUUUCCAAAUCAAAAUUUACUAUCAGGAUAUGAUGAUUUAAAAAUUAGCAUUACUAAAGUACUAAAUAUCCCUGAAUUUUAACCUUUUUUGUAAGAAAAUUAUUAAAUCAUAACCCUAUAUGAAAAAACAAAUUUUGGGGUAGACUAUAAUAUAACUUUUCGUGAAGCUAUUCAUUUAUUAUUAAAUUAUUAAUAUGAGUAUAAAUUAGCUUACACUAUAAAAUCGAUUAUCGUAGAUGGUCCUUAUUUUUAUUACUCAUAUAAAAAUUACAUAGUUUUGUUUAAAAAGUUUUUAGAGUUGUAAAAUUUCACUCUUGAUUAGACAUUUAUGUUAUGCAAUAUAAAUAUAAAAGAUAAUCAACUUUAUUUGAUAAUAUUUGAUUGUUUGACUUUUUUAUUUAUAAUUUUGAAGGUUUAUCAUAAAUUUUAAAUUAGAUAAUUUAAAAAUAAGAUUUUAACAUUAAUUAGAAAUUAAGAUUUACUUUAAAAUGAAUUAGAAAUUGCUAAUUUAAAAUAACUUUAGGUCGAAAUGUUAAAUAAUAGACACAUGGUUUAUGGAUACAGAUUAGAUAUUGAAACAAUUGAUAAAUCGUUAAAAAUGAGAGAAAAAAAUUUUAAAUAAAAUUAAAUGAAUUCAAAGAGAUAAAUAACUUUGUAAAUAAAAAAGUAGAUAUGUUUAAUAAAUUUCCAUUUUUUAAUAUUUUUUGGAUUGAGCCUUGGAUUUUACAUAGUCAUAAGAAAUUACUUAGAAAAUUAUAAAGAAACUGCUCUUUUUUAUUAAAAAGUAUCAGAUACUAGUGUGAAUGUAUUAACUGUAUAUGCUUGGAAAGAAGCCUUAUAUUAUAAAGCAACUUUUACAUUUUUAAAUUCAACAGAAUUUGAAUAAUUCUCUGAUCAUCUUUUAGUUAGUUUAAAUUCUUUAUAGGAAAUGACAUCGGCAUUAUUAGAUAUGGAUGAAUUAAAUUUUUUAUUUGGUAAUUAGGCUACUAAAAUGACAAAUUUAUUAACGAAAGAUUCUGUAUGUGAUAAUUUAAGUGAUGUAAAAUUUAAUUAAAUAUUUAGAAUUAUAAAAUGAAAGCAGAAUAUAUUUGUGAUUAGGUAAUGUAAGGUGUUUUGACAAAAGGAGUAAUAAAUUCCUUAAAUUAUAUGAUUAAUAGUGUAAAAACUGAAUAUGAGGAAAAUCGUUUUGAUACAAGAGUAUCAUAUCAAAAAUUAGAAUUAGAAGGAGCUUCUCUUGUAUCAGAUGUGCUCUCAUAAUUAAUAAGUUCUCUGAAAGAAGAGUUUAAAUAAUUAACAGCAAAUGUGUAAUUAGAGAUAUUUGUAAUAUUAGAAUUAAAUUUUAGAUUUGCGUAUCUUUAUUUAUUUUAUUUGAAUUAGUGACAAUUCACUAUUUAGAGUAUUCAUCUAAAAUUGAAUAAAGUAGAAUAGAUUUGUUAAAAAAGUUUAUAUAUUUGAUGCCUUCAGGAACAUUAUUUUAUGAUGAAUAUUUUUAAAGAUAAGUGAAGAGAGUAAUGAUAACUGAAAAAUUAGCUUGA
This is a messenger RNA of Paramecium sonneborni, 3920 nucleotides long. NCBI's taxonomy places the organism in Eukaryota, Ciliophora, Oligohymenophorea, Peniculida, Parameciidae. The record is from the annotation of a GenBank genome assembly.